GAAUUAUUUUAUUAUUACUUUGGUUAGAAUAAGCAUUAUACACGAUAAAGAAUCAUUAAUAUAAGAAAAUAAAAGUACAUUUUUUAUCUAUGUUUUCUCCCUCAAAGCCGAUGCGACCUCCACGGCCGCGGCCGCAGGAUAACAAUAAUGGGAUUCAUUAUCUACAUUCUGAUAGACAUUUGUCUGGACACAAGGAUUCGGUUGAGUUUCGGCAUUGUAGUCCGCAUGAUUCUAAAUACACGAGCUACGUUUCACCACUUGGCGUCCAAUGUGAGAAAAAUGACCGAAUACCUGAUAACUUGAACCAUAAUCUUCACAUGAAUCAUCGUGUUCGCAAUUUAAAUUGUUCCAUACUUUCGAAUUCAGCGAUCACUAAUACUUCAAGAAAUUGCAUGUUGAAAGGACAUAUUUCUAAGGAUCAGAAUUUGUACCAACCGUCUGGAAAUGCUUGUCAACAUGCGAUGCAGGUAGGAAGCACAAAGCGUAGGUACAACAACAAUUCUAAGAGUAGGAAUGGAGAGACCAUGCCUAUCCGAGGCUUUACCCCCCAAUUUAAUCGUUAUCAUAGCUGCACCAAAAUCAUUUCACAACGAAAGCACUUAGAACCUCGAAGUUCUUUUCCUUUGAUAUUGUUCUCCGAUCAACCAGAAAGUCUAUGCCAAACCAAGGCAUUAUUGGAUCGGGAUAUAGAUCAUACUCAACAUAGUCAGCAACAGACUAUUUCAAUGCUUCCCGCAACUAAAGUAUCCAAUUUUAACAAUGCGUCUCAUGAAAAUGGUGACAAUUUUGAAUUUUCAACACCACAGACUUUGCUUCCACAAGUCCCUUCAUACCUUCGUUGUCAGACAGAACCAAUUAUUCCAAAUAAUCAGCAAAGAAAUGAUAAUGAGGGCAGACAAUGUGAUUCUCAUGAUGCUAACAUUUUGUGUCCUAAAAAGACUACAUUUAAAUUAUCGAAUGAAGAGGAAACAAAGGUCAGCCAUAAACAGUAUCAUCAUCACAGAAGACUUCCUUUUGCACUCAACCUAUGUGCCAUAAUUGAAGACAGAAAUGUCUUAAUGUCGGGUGAAGCUAUCGAUAUCAACGUAAAGGAGAAAAACAUUCAAAGUAAAAAGGUUCUUAAGCCUACCUUUGUUCCUUUGUAUCGAUGUCCAUCAGCUCCUGUCUUUCCCCCCAACACGUUCUCGCACAUGCAUUUCAAUCAUUUUUCCAUGCAGUCUUUACACCGUUCAUCAAUGCAGUUUGAUACGAAGCCUGUUUUGGUAUUGAAGACAGUAAGGAUCACCCCAUUGUCAUCAAGGGCUAGGCUGCCGAUGCGUUCGCUUCUUGCAAGCGUCAGUUGUAUGCAAAAUGAACCGCAAGAAUGUGAAGGUAUUUUUAAGGGGCUAGGUCGCACAUUAAACGAUGACUCCGGAGGAACCAAUAUUACUAAAAAUUUGCAUCAACUCGAUGUUAGCAGCGUGCACGACUCACCCCAACCGGAUGCUCUUCCAAUAUAUUCAGCAAAGGAAUGCACUGCAUUGCAGCACAUGUCAGUGGGCUUAGGUCGUAAUCCGUCAUCAAUGAUGCCGUCGCAACAUCCCAUCACGCACACUCCGAAUGAUACCCUUUGCAACCGGGCCAAGAACCCCCUUCGCACGGGUAGUCUUCCACAUCCUGUCACUAAGAGGAAAAAAAAAUCUACCCAUCACCAACACUCCUUGAGCCACAUUUCUAUCUUAGAAGUAACAGCACAAGUAGUAUUGGAGAUGAUUGGCAAACAACCCUGUUCUAACGCGCCUCUCGGUGAAUCCAUACCGAUAAAAAUAACCCCCAAAAUGACUAAGCCCGUAAUUGUUACAAAAGUCCCACCAUCACAAUUGUCGCCGCAGAUUCCAACUGGGAUCACCCAAAACGACAAGCACGCUUUGUCUUUUACGAUGAACAGUAAUGCAUAUUCGAGCAAAAAAUCUCUUGGCACAUUUGGUCUCACUAGGCUCACUGCCACAACACCAGAAGAGUCUACUGAAAUAGCACAAUAUGGAAGUGAAUGCGUUUAUGGUAUUGAAUUUUCUCGUUCUCCUAUUAAUAUCCAUGCAAAUCCAAGACACCUUUCGAAACCCUUCAACAACAGUGUUUUAUCGAUUCAAAAGGAAUGA
Molecule: messenger RNA, 2138 nt
Organism: Phytomonas sp. Hart1
Lineage: Eukaryota; Euglenozoa; Kinetoplastea; Trypanosomatida; Trypanosomatidae
Source: the annotation of a GenBank genome assembly